Messenger RNA from Ordospora colligata OC4, 1686 nucleotides. Its product is annotated as elongation factor 3. The coding region runs from base 1 to 1686 and encodes 561 amino acids. NCBI's taxonomy places the organism in Eukaryota, Fungi, Microsporidia, Ordosporidae. Gene Ontology annotation, molecular function: ATP binding; ATP hydrolysis activity. The record is from RefSeq and is a predicted model, not a curated record. The transcript has a single exon.
AUGAGUGAGAAUGUUUACUCUCUUAAACUGAAGUAUUUGAAGAAGCUUGAGAAAUAUCCUUUCAAGUCUGCUGAAGAGGCUAAAGAGCUUGGGAUGGAAGAGUACGACGUAGACUAUCAAAAGGAUGCGAUUGCAUUAGAAACACCGUUUUCAAUGAAGUCUACACAAAGGAAAAUAAGUGUAGAGGUACAGGAGAGUGUAAGUGGCACUGAGGAUUAUUUUUCGUCCGAAUCAUCUGGGGAAAGCACGGAUUCUGAGGACUUUAUUGGAGACGUGUGCUUUGAGAUUGACUUGUCUGUUAGAGGAAAAGAAAUAGUUAGGGAUUCGCCGAUCAGUAUUAUUCAGGGACGCAAGUAUGGACUAGUUGGAAGGAAUGGAAUAGGAAAGACCACUCUUUUGAAGGCGAUCAGAAAAAGGAAGUUUGGGAUUCCGAGGGGACUCAAGAUAUACAUGAUAAAGCAGGACUCGUUUGUUGAUGCCACAGUUGAGGAGUUUGUUGGAGUGAAUGCAGGAAGGAUACUGAAUGGGCUUGGAUUCAAUAAGGAGAUGAUUGCAAAGAACAUGCAGGAUUUAAGCGGAGGAUGGAGGAUGAGGGCUCAUCUUGCAAAGGCAAUAAGUAUGAAUCCUGAUCUUCUGCUUCUUGACGAGCCUACAAACUACCUGGACAUCAAGGCACUGAACUGGCUUGAAAAGAAGAUAUCUGAGCUAAAAACAGUUAUUAUUGUAUCACAUGACAGAAAUUUCUUGAACAACACCACGGAAAUGAUUAUGCAUCUGAAUGAUUUGAAGAUAGAUGUAUAUAAAGGAAAUUAUGAAAGCUUUGUGAAGCAAAGAAGUGAAAAGAUAGCCUCAAUAAAGAGAGAGUAUGAGAAUCAGCUUACGGUUAGAGAGCAUAUGCAAUCAUUUAUUGAUAGAUUCAGAUAUAAUGCAAAGAGAGCAUCACUUGCGCAAAGCAAGAUAAAGGCACUUGCAAAGAUGCCUGUGCUGGUACCGCCUAAGCAAGACCCUGUGAUAAAGUUUUCGUUUUUAUCAACGCCGUGCCAAGGACUGCUUGUUGAGUUUUCGGAUGUUUCUUUUCAUUAUGGUAAGCCAAUCUCAGCCGAUACAAAAAUGAUCUUUUCUGGAUUGAACAUGAAGAUUGAUUCAGGUUCACGAAUUGUGAUUGUAGGUAGCAACGGACAAGGUAAAAGUACAUUUUUGAAGAUACUAGCAGGAAGGCUCGAGGAGGCUGAAGGAAGUGUAGUGAAGAACUCGCAUUUGAAGGUAGGAUACUUUGCACAGCAUCACGUGGAUAAUUUUGACGUAAAUGAGAAGGUGUUGGAUCUGAUGAUGAAAAGCUAUACUCUAGGAGAGAGUAAAAAGGCACUGGCAUCUUUUGGACUGAAUGUUGACAAUCAAAGAAUUGGAACUCUUUCUGGAGGACAAAAGAGUCGUCUUGGAUUUGCAUUGGUAAAUGGGAUGAAACCAAAUCUACUAAUUCUUGACGAGCCUACAAAUCACUUGGAUAUGGAGUCUAUUGAUGCAUUGGCUGAUGCCCUCAGAAGGUUUGAAGGGUGUGUAGUGUGUGUAAGCCAUGAUCUGAAUUUUGUAAGCUCGGUAUUCAAAGAAGUGUAUGUGUGCGAAUCAGGCAGCAUUAAGAGGUUUUAUGGAGAUGUGAUUGAAUACAAGCAAAAGCUGGGUGACUGA